AUGUGCAGUCGCUUUCUCACAUCUCCACUCAACAAGAAACCCAGAAAGCUUCGUUGUGGUUGUCUUCAGAUUGUGCCAUCUUCGGAACCAGGAAUGGAGGCCAGGGGCGCUGGAGGAAGCAGAGAGAGGAAGAAGGCAGUUUCCAAGUCCAUCAAAGCCGGCCUCCAGUUCCCUGUCGGCUGCAUCGCCCGUUUCCUCAAGAAGGGCCGCUACGCCCAGCGCACCCGCACUGGAGCUCCGAUAAGCCUCGCCGCCUUGCUCGAGUACUUGGCCGCCGUUCGAAGCUCUGAAGAAGCCAUGGGGCCGAAGGAUUCGAGUGAAAUUUGA
Messenger RNA from Rhodamnia argentea, 327 nucleotides. Its product is annotated as probable histone H2A.5. Gene Ontology annotation, molecular function: DNA binding; protein heterodimerization activity; structural constituent of chromatin. The transcript has a single exon. Lineage: Eukaryota; Viridiplantae; Streptophyta; Magnoliopsida; Myrtales; Myrtaceae. Bases 1 to 327 code for a protein of 108 amino acids. The record is from RefSeq and is a predicted model, not a curated record. Gene Ontology annotation, cellular component: nucleosome.